UACUUCCGGUGAUGUGACCUUUGUUUACUGCCUGUCUCGUCAGGUCCAAAAUAGGCUGCAGCCUCCGGAAUCCCAAAAAACUAAGCUGCAUUUUAAUCGCAAACCUACAGGCUAUUUUUGUUUGCAGCGUUUGUUGCAAAUAUUCCCAUGAUGUCUCCCGGAGACAGCUGUCAACACUCGGGUUCCGAAGAGGAUUUUCCACUAGAGAGGCGACAACAAGUGAGCUAGCUGAGCUCACUCGUCGCCGUCAAGGGGUUCAGGUGGAAACGGAGCACAUUUACGUGGCGAAGAGCCUUUUUCUCUGGUAAUUUAGACACCAGUCUGCAUCGAAUAAGCUACAGUGCAGUCAUAACUUAUAAAAAAUGGCCUGCAGUUUCCUCACGACGGAUGAUUCUUCUCCUGCGCCUCUCAUAGACUUGUGCUUGACCUAUGUCAGUCAACACCUGGAAAGUUUCUGUGUCAAGCGUCCUGAUGGGUCUGCAUGCUUAAGGGAGGAGGUUCUCUUCCCGCAGGAACUGGCUGACCAGCUGCUGGCCAAGAUGGCUACGGAAGGUCUGUUGAAUGACAGCAGCGUCGGUGUGUUUCGGAACUGUGAAUACCUGCGGCUGAGACGAGCAUGCAUCCGUACGGCCCGCAUUUCUGCAGAGGCUUUUCAGAAAGCCUUAUGUUCUCAUAGGUUGCUGGAACUGGAUGCAGCCAGGGUCAACGCAGACCUCACUAUUCCUGACAUCCUUCAAGGAUUGGCCACAAAUAAAUACUGUCAGGAAUCCUUGCAGCGGCUUGUGUUGACUGGUCUCACAAUGUCCUCACUUGAAGAACCGAUCCGUCACAGCUUCAGCUCCUUGCAGGGUCUGCGCUCGCUCUCCCUGGCCAAUGUUGACUUCUACGACUGUGGGCUGGUCGAUUUGUGUUCACUCCCUCGGCUGGAGAGCCUCGAUCUCUCCAACACCUCCGUCACAAACCUGAGUCCUCUGUUGGGCCUCAAGGAAAGGCUGCGCUCACUCACGUUACACCAGAUGAAGAGACUGGAGAUGAGCACUGCUCAGUUGUUGGCAGUCAUUGGCCAGUUGAAUGUUUUGCAGCAUCUGGACAUCAGCGAUGAUAAACAGUUCACAUCGGAUAUUGCUCGUCAACUGCUUGGGCAGCCGGGAAUUCUACCUGCUCUUGUCUCCCUGGAUGUAUCGGGAAGGAAACAGGUGACUGAUGCUGCUGUCAAAGCCUUUGUGGAGGAAAGACCGGGGAUGACAUUUGUUGGACUUCUGGCAACAGAUGCUGGAUUCUCAGACUUCUUGUCAGGGGAAGGAAACCUGAAAGUAACAGGAGAAGCUAACGAAAAGCAGAUUUGUGAGGCUCUACUGCGCUACAGUGAAAGAGAAGGUUUUGUGAGGGAAGCUCUGUUUCAUCUCUUCAGCCUCACACAUGUCAUGGAGAAACCUCGACCUGAUAUUCUCAAGUUGGUAGUUUUAGCCAUGAAGAACCAUCCAGCCACUUUGAACGUCCAGCUGGCUGCCAGUGCUUGUGUGUUCAACCUGACCAAGCAGGACUUGGCUUUAAUGAUGCCAGUGAGACUGUUGAGCACCGUGACUCAGCUUCUUCUGGAGGCCAUGAGAACGUUCCCCAACCAUCAGCAGCUCCAGAAGAAUUGUUUAUUGUCUCUGUGCAGUGAUCGGAUUUUACAGGGAAUUCCUUUCAACAGGUUUGAAGCUGCCAAACUUGUGAUGCAAUGGCUUUGCAACCAUGAAGACCAAAACAUGCAGAGGAUGGCCGUGGCGAUCAUUUCCAUACUGGCAGCUAAGCUCUCUACGGAGCAAACAGCUCAGCUGGGAGCGGAGUUGUUCAUAGUGAAGCAACUGCUUCACAUUGUGAGACAGAAGGCCACACAGGGUGUGGUGGACGCCACCCUAAAAUUUACACUCAGCGCACUAUGGAAUCUCACGGACGAAUCACCAACAACCUGCCGCCAUUUUAUUGAGAACCAGGGUUUAGAUUUGUUCAUUAAAGUCUUGGAGUCCUUCCCCAAUGAGUCCUCCAUACAGCAGAAAGUUCUGGGUCUACUGAACAACAUAGCGGAGGUGGGAGAACUGCAUGGGGAGUUAAUGGUUCAAAGCUUCCUGGACCACAUCAGCAGUCUGCUGCACAGUCCAGAGGUGGAGGUCAGCUACUUUGCUGCUGGUAUCCUCGCACACUUGACGUCACGAGGAGAGCAGGCCUGGACGCUGAGCGCUGACCUUCGCUCAUCGCUGCUGGAACAACUGCAUGAUGUCAUCAUGAAGUGGCCUGCACCAGAGUUUGAAAUGGUUGCCUACAGGUCUUUUAAUCCCUUCUUCCCCUUGCUGGAAUGUUUCCACACCCCUGGUGUCCAGCUGUGGGCGGCGUGGGCCAUGCAGCAUGUUUGCAGCAAGAAUGCCUCCCGCUACUGCAGCAUGUUGUUGGAGGAAGGUGGGCUGCAGCAGCUGGAGUGCGUCCACACAAACCCUCAAACCCACCGAGAUGUCAAACUGUUGGCAGAGAGCAUUCUGGACAGCCUACAGCGCCACAGAGUGCGCACCGGUCAGCCUGCACAAGCACCUGCGGUCCGUCGCCCACCGCCUCAGUGAACCCUCAGAAUAAGGCGCUGCCUCCACAAAAAGAGGGAUAUACAGCGUAACAGCAGAGGAGUUGUGCGAAUGCAUAUCACAGGCACGGACACACUUUAUCAUAAAGCUAAGGACAUUAAACAAAGAGAAGCCUUUGCACAUACACCUAUUUAUAUACUUUCUUGAUUGCAAAACAAAGAUGAAUUCUGUGUACUAAUCUUGUCAGAAGCUCAAAAGGUAGUAACCUUUGAAUAUAGAAGAGUUGAGUGUCAAGUGUUCUGACAAUGCACCAAUGCCAGCUACGUUCUAGAGUGAUGCUUCUGGUUAAUAGAAAGUGGCUGACCUUAGAGGUCAAACCUUGUUGGUUUCAGCUCAUUCAAUGAAUGCAUGAUGAUGAGGUGAGCUCAAGCAUGCUGGUGUUAGUCCGAAUGCCUGAUUAUCUGCCCAACUGUCCCCGUCCUGUUUUUUUUUUUUUUUUUUUUUGUUUUUAAAAGCACUUUCCUCCACAUCUGGCUCUCGGCUUGAUGAGUUUGUUCCGAGUUUCAAAGCAGCAAUACCACUUGCACUAUGAAAUAUUAAGAUCCAGAUGUAGGUGUCAUCUUCUGUCUAGUGGAAAUGGCACAGAUGGUUUGUUUUGGUUUUUUUUUCCUUUUUUUUCACUGAGAAAAGAGUGUAAAUAUGUUAAAAAUAUGAGCUUUCCAGUACCUAACUUCACUAUGAGAACGUGUGUAUGUACCUCUGUACAACAGUUUGUCAUUUGUACAUAGUAAUAUGGUUUGUUAUGGAGUAAUGGUUUGUCUCGGGCCGUUUCAAACUGGUGGCAUGGUUAAUGUAUUUUUACUGUGAUGGUUCAAGGUUUCUGGCCAAUAACUAAGUGUGGCGGUACGUCAUGGGGUGUAUAAUUGAUUUUUUUUAAAGCAACUUGCUAAAUAUCAUGAUUCAAAUAACGGUUCCUGGUAAAAUAUCACUUUGGAAGUUAAAAAAGAAGAUGCUCCUUGAUCAUGCAUAUGCAAUGAUGCCAGUUGAUUUCAUCAUAAUAUUGUCUGACACAUACUCAAGUUGAUAAAUUGUCACAGGUAUUCCUGACACAGGAGUUUUUUUUAUGGGAAGCGUCUGCUGUGUUCAUCCAGAUUGUUUACUUGAAACCGGCCAGUGUUUGACAAUUUGAAUGAGAAAACAAGAAAUGUACUAGUGGUGCGUGUGUUAUUUGGCUGCUGAUGAAUCCUGUUUUUAUGGUUGGAAAAAUAAAGAAUGUAUA
This is a messenger RNA of Synchiropus splendidus (mandarinfish), 3834 nucleotides long. It is a transcript of the gene zyg11, whose product is annotated as zyg-11 family member, cell cycle regulator. Gene Ontology annotation, molecular function: protein binding. The transcript has 18 exons. NCBI's taxonomy places the organism in Eukaryota, Metazoa, Chordata, Actinopteri, Syngnathiformes, Callionymidae. Gene Ontology annotation, cellular component: Cul2-RING ubiquitin ligase complex. Bases 363 to 2597 code for a protein of 744 amino acids. The record is from RefSeq and is a predicted model, not a curated record.